Messenger RNA from Microdochium trichocladiopsis, 2040 nucleotides. Its product is annotated as pyridoxal phosphate-dependent transferase. Bases 1 to 2040 code for a protein of 679 amino acids. Gene Ontology annotation, molecular function: pyridoxal phosphate binding; aromatic-amino-acid:2-oxoglutarate transaminase activity; L-2-aminoadipate:2-oxoglutarate transaminase activity. Gene Ontology annotation, biological process: L-tyrosine biosynthetic process; aromatic amino acid catabolic process. NCBI's taxonomy places the organism in Eukaryota, Fungi, Ascomycota, Sordariomycetes, Xylariales, Microdochiaceae. The transcript has 3 exons. The record is from RefSeq and is a predicted model, not a curated record.
AUGAUUGAUUUACUUCAACUGAACUGUACAUGCUCCAGCUUGGUUGCAUGCGAAAGUAGAGGAUGGGAAGACGGCAAGCGCACGGCGAUUCGGAUGACCCAGAAAGUGUCACCUGACUUUGUGCAUGCAACGAUCAAGCUGGCAAAGGCAUCACCGCCUGGUCGUCAAGCCCGUGCCGACGCCGGAGUGGGGCAUCCAGUGGCCGGACAAAUCAGAGGCUUGACAACACGCCGAGAUAGGGGAUCUCUGUCUCCGAGACCCCUCCUUAUCUACUCCGAGACGAUGGCCCGAUCCGGCAAGAUGUGGUACCUCCCCAAUUUUGUUGAGCUCGUCUUCAGCACGAUCACCCCAGCCCACCAAAGCAGUCUUCAAAUCUCACACAGACUGGUACAAACCCGAGAUCAAGUUAUCAGAGCCUACAUCACAAUGGCCCCUAGCAUCAGCCAAAUCCCAGAGACCUCCUCUGUGGGGAGCACACUGCCCAAGAAAGCCACCGCCUCAACCAUCCCACAACCAAUCUCCGUCACCGACCUCUUCAGCACAGAGUCAUCCACCUUCACCGGCUCCGCCCUCAAGGCAACGGCCAUACAGUCCCGGCACGACUUCAUCCCCCUCGGCAUCGGCCGUCCCUCGGCGGAGCUGUACCCGUGGAAGAACGGCGACGUGAGCAGCUACUUCAGCGGGCUGGAAGCGCCCGCGCCGAUCCCCUCAGCCCCAGUCCUCCAGGAUGAGCACACAGCCCACUCCUCUUCCCUCCAUCGUACAGACAGACCACUAGAGGUCAUCUCCAACGAGGCAUUCACGUACGGCCCCACGCCGGGAGUCACAGAGCUAGUCUCCUUCCUGACCUCCCACGUCGGCGCCACGCACAGCCCGCAGUACCGCGGCUGGCGCACGUGCCUGUCCACGGGGUCCACCGCGGGCAUCGAGAUCUCGCUGCGCAUCUUCUGCAACCGCGGCGACGCCGUGCUCGUCGAGGAGAAGACGUACCCGGGCUUCAUGGAGGCGUCGGCUCUGAUCGGCCUGCGACCUGUCGCGGUGGGCAUGGACGACGACGGCUUGCGGGCGGACCUGCUGGAGGAGAUGCUCUCGAGCUGGGAUGCUGCGGCGGCGCGGGACGGCCACGGGGUGCGCAAGCCGAGAGUGCUGUACACCAUCCCCACGGGCCAGAACCCGACGGGCAUCACCCAGCCCCUUGCCCGGCGGAGGGAGAUUUACGCCGUCGCGCAGCGGCACGGGCUCAUCAUCAUCGAGGACGACCCGUACGUGUAUCUGCAGAUGGGCGCGUACCAUGGUGGUGAUGGUGUCGGUGACAACGACGGCCCGGCGAACGGUGUUGCGGCGGCGUACGAGCUCCCUACGUCGUAUCUGUCUCUGGACACAGAGGGUCGUGUCAUCCGCCUCGACUCUUUCUCCAAGAUAAUGGCGCCGGGCCUGCGAGCUGGCUGGGUCACCGCCUCGGACCAGAUCAUCACCAAGUUUCUCGCCUACACGGAGAACACGUGUGGGAUUGUGAGCGGCGUGACCCAGCUGCUGCUGUAUAACCUGCUGUGUCGGCAGUGGGGCGAGCCCGGGUUCAAGCGGUGGAGAGAGGAGCUGGCAAAAACGUACCGUAGGCGAAGGGACGCCGUGGUGGGUGUUUGCUUGAGAGAGCUCCCCAUGGCCAACGGGCAAGACUUGGCAACGAGGAAGGGGGUGUGCACCUUCCGCGUGCCGGAACAGGGAAUGUUCUUGUGGAUCAACAUCGAUGUCAGCGGGCACGCGGCGUACGUUGAGCUGAUGAGGGAAGCUGAGCGGGACAGUUCCGAGAAGGAAGUGGUUGCGGCUAAGCUGCGUGCUUGGCGUGCCGCUUUCGAGGCCCAGCUCGUCGUCGACUCCCUGGACAAUGGUGUCCAGGUCACUCGGGGCGGCUUGUUCCAGCUCGGUGAGAAGGACAAGCACGAGGUUUACAUCCGCAUGACGUUCGCCGCUGCCAAUGAGGCUGAGCUUGCGGAGGGUGCGAGAAGAUUCGCCGAGGUUGUGAGGCGGCACUUUCCCUAG